CUUCACUUGCACUUAAUGGCUUCCUCUUCUUCUUCUUCUUCAUCCAUUACUCCUAAAAUAGAGUAUGAGGUUUUCCUUAGUUUCCGUGGUGUGGACACCCGACAAAACAUUACCAGCCAUCUUUAUGAAGCCUUUUGUCAAAAAAAUAUUAAAACUUUCAUUGAUGAUAGCCUUGUUAGAGGAGAAGAAAUUUCUGUAUCUCUUUUGAAGGCAAUUGAACAUUCAAAGAUCUCGGUUAUCAUUUUUUCUAAAGGGUAUGCUUCCUCAAGAUGGUGUCUCAGAGAACUUGAAGAGAUAGUUAAAUGCAAGAACACGUAUGAUCAGAUCGUAAUACCAGUCUUCUAUAAAGUAGAUCCAUCUGAUGUCAGGAAUCAAACUGGGGAUUUUGGGAAAGCAUUUGCUGAGCUUGAAAAGCGUUUUAUGGAUGAUUCAGAGAUGUUGCAGACAUGGAGGGCUGCUUUGAGGGAUGCAGCCAACCUAUCUGGCUAUGAUUCAAAGAACUCUAGGGAACUAGAGCAAUUCGAAGUAUAUGCUUGGAUAUGUUUGAAGUAGAAGAGUUGCAUUUAAAUCCUAAAGCUUUCAACAACAUGCAAAACCUAAGAUUCUUGAAAAUUUAUGAGUUCAAACAUGGAAAGAAGGUG
This is a messenger RNA of Mangifera indica (mango), 641 nucleotides long. Its product is annotated as TMV resistance protein N-like. The coding region runs from base 16 to 552 and encodes 178 amino acids. Lineage: Eukaryota; Viridiplantae; Streptophyta; Magnoliopsida; Sapindales; Anacardiaceae. Gene Ontology annotation, biological process: signal transduction. The transcript has 2 exons. The record is from RefSeq and is a predicted model, not a curated record.